Molecule: messenger RNA, 1999 nt
Organism: Alternaria rosae
Lineage: Eukaryota; Fungi; Ascomycota; Dothideomycetes; Pleosporales; Pleosporaceae
Product: phosphoribosyltransferase-like protein
Exons: 6
Coding region: 266-1624 (452 amino acids)
Biological process (GO): 5-phosphoribose 1-diphosphate biosynthetic process; purine nucleotide biosynthetic process
Cellular component (GO): cytoplasm; ribose phosphate diphosphokinase complex
Molecular function (GO): magnesium ion binding; ribose phosphate diphosphokinase activity
Source: RefSeq, a predicted model, not a curated record
AACAGCCGAAGGAAGCGAAAACCUCUCUGGCCCGUGACGACAGACAUCCAUCUUUCACCAUGCUGCCCAAUUCCUGAGCUGCCUGAGCUGCGACUGCUCCACCCAAGCAUUACCAGGGCGGAACCUUAACUUGGAACUAAAUCUUUUCCAUUAUCGAUAAGAGGAAUUUCUCCGUGAAGGCCCUCCUUCCUUCACUAAUCUCCUCUUGCUAUACUGCCUGCCGCGAAGUUAGCACACAACCCCACCUCCUCCACCAGCCGUCAACAUGAGGAACAUUGUGGUCCUGGGCGGCAGCUCCCACCCGCAGCUCACCGAGACUAUCUGCAACCACCUCGGCAUACCCAAGGCCAAGGUACUUCUUGACAAAUUCAAGGGUGGUGAGACGCGUGUCGAGAUCGAGGAGAGUGUACGAGGAAAGGAUGUCUUCAUCAUCCAGUCCGGCGGCGGUAAAGUCAACGACCAUCUGAUGGAACUUCUCAUUACUAUCUCGGCCUGCCGCACCGCCUCGGCCAAGCGCAUUACCGCCGUCCUCCCUCUCUUCCCCUACUCGCGCCAGUCGGACAUUCCCUACAACAAGACUGGCGCGCCUCUCUCCAAAGUGCCUGGCACGCGCUCGAGGACCGGCACGUACACGUUCGAUUCGCGACCGCAGACGCCCUUCCCUGGGCAGGCCGAAAGCGCAGGUCUGACGAAUGGCUCGGCCGCGCUGCACCACCAGCUCAGUAGAAUGAAGCUAGACGAGCGCAACGGCGGUCGCACCGAUCCUACAAGCCCGGUCAAGCAGAAUGGUAUCAAGCGCACCGAGACGCUCGACUCGAGCAGUUCCGGUAAAUCCGACAAGGGCGCAUACUUCAAUGGCGACCAUGGGGCCAACGGCACCAACGGCUCAGUUGCUCCCACACCGGGCAUCACGCGCGCGCCCACAACUACGAAGCCUCCCGCUUUCGAGCCCCAGGUUGGAUACCGCCAGUGGGUCGCUCAGGCCGGUACCCUUAUUGCGGACCUUCUGACUUGCGCUGGCGCCGACCACGUUAUCACUAUGGAUCUCCACGACCCCCAAUACCAGGGCUUCUUCGACAUUCCCGUAGAUAACCUUUACGGCCGCCAUCUCCUCCGCAAAUACAUCCAGUUCAAUAUUCCAAACUACCAACAAGCCGUGGUAGUCUCUCCCGACGCUGGAGGUGCGAAGCGCGCGACCGCCAUUGCCGACGCUCUCGGCAUGCCUUUUGCCCUCAUCCACAAGGAGCGCCGCCCCACACAGAUCAACGACCGACAGAAUGCGACCAUGAUGCUGGUUGGAGACGUUCGAGAGCGCACAACUAUCCUUGUCGAUGACUUGGCGGAUACGUCCAAUACCAUUACCCGCGCGGCAAAGCUCCUGAAGAAGGAGGGUGCUACGCAGGUGAUUGCGCUCAUUACACACGGUAUCCUGAGUGGCGAUGCUAUCGAGCGCAUCAACGCUAGUGCACUGGACAAGGUCAUUGUGACCAACACGGUGCCCCAGGAGGAUCACAAGAGCCGGUGCCCCAAGUUGGAGGUCCUCGAGGUCGGCAAUGUGUUUGCUGAGGCCAUUCGACGCGUCCACCACGGCGAGAGCAUCAGCGUGCUCUUCGACUACAGUUAGUACCUGUACUCAUGUAGUAUCCGUUUCUUGGGAGACCGUGCUAUCUGCCCCGCUAUGCUACGCUCGGAUUCUGUUACAGAGUACACAUUCGAUAAGUAGAAAAAACUGGUUCGAUGGAGUUGCUGCUGGUUUGUCAAAGAUCACACUCUCUCUAUUGACUGUGUUUACCGGGGAUAUGGACAUUAAAGGAUGUUUUUUUUAUCGUGCGUCUAUGUUUAUAGACUGCUGAGGAGCAGUAUAUCAAAUACCUGUACCUGCAUUAUGAGCAUACGUGCAUGGACUGGCGUUGGGGAGGCUGUUCUUUAUAAAACUUGAGUAUUCAUAUGACUGUGCUUUCUGGAUAGGUCCAAAAUAGAAUGAUGGUGUCUUGUUGUG